Molecule: messenger RNA, 604 nt
Organism: Nezara viridula (southern green stink bug)
Lineage: Eukaryota; Metazoa; Arthropoda; Insecta; Hemiptera; Pentatomidae
Source: the annotation of a GenBank genome assembly
UAGCAGUCGAACAAGCAACUGGUAACAGACCUCGUCCAGCCUAAGAGAUGAAGAGCUUGCCUAUCGUUAUUUUGGUGCUGUGCGGAGCUGUUUGCCUGGCUAGGCCUCCUCAGACAAGACCGAGGGCAACUAGAGGAUUUAAAAAUGUCGCAUUAUCCACAGCCCGAGGCUUUGGCAAAAGAGACGGCCUACCGCCCCUACAACAACCAAGAUUAAAAGCGGAGUGGUUAGCAAAUGAACUGACAAACAACCCUGAACUGGCUGGUAUGUUCGUGAGGAGGUUCUUAGAUGUAGAUGCCGACGGCUUCAUCUCGCCCAAUGAAUUAUUGGCCAGAACACACUAGUGUAGACUUGGCAACUUUGAAGAUUGGCUCCAGCCUCAACAUCAUCUCUAAGAAUACUAGUUACUUAAGUUAUUCAUCAAAUAUUUCGGAACAUAGUUAAAACUUUGGUAUUCUUUGAUUAUCUCAAUAUCCUAUCUCUGUCUGUAGGUGUAUUUGUAAUAAUUUUGAAAAUAAAUAUAAUAUUGUAAAAAUAUUCAAUAUUGUCUUUGUUAUUCAUAUAUAUAUUCAAUCUGAAUAAAUGUAUUUACCCAAAUUACCUG